AUGGGGGAAAACUUGGCGCAAAAGGAAUACAAGCUAAUCUUUCGCUGUCCAAUUAUGAAGAAGUUGGGUGGCGCUGCAGGAGACUUUGCCGCAUUGGGUAAACAAGACAAGAAGUAUCCAAUCACAAUAGCUACAGUCUCAGGGGUAUUAUGCACAACGCCGCGCAUGGAGAAAGCGCUGAGCUUCGUUAAGAUGAGCCGGGUGAUUUUUCCGAGUAUCAUCAAUAGGCGGAGGACCUUCAACCCCAAGAUGUUGGAACACACGCAAGAUUUCUUUUGGGAACCGGCUUGGUACAUUCAAGGUGUACACUCAGUACCAUUCGGUCUGGAUCAGCCAAGUCCUCAAGACAAUUCCAAGUUUAUGAGCAUGAUCGAAGAUCCCAAAAUCUCAACGUGGAAUAUACCGGUUCUGGACGAAUCUCUAAGUGAGUCCAGCACACCACGUGCUGAAACCGAGCAGCAUAUCGAAGCAAAUAAUCUGAACCACAACUCUCGAAGGCGUGAUUCGAGAAAAUCAAUGGAUGCGAAGAAAAAACGACGUGAGCAAAAUCGAAUCUCGCAAAUGGCGCACCGCCAACGCUCCAAGAAGCAGCUCGAGUACUUUCGUAACCAGCUUGAAGAAUGUACGCAGUACAAUCACACCAUGUAUCGGACCUUGCAAGCUUUGGGCGAGAAGACACAGGAGCUAGCAUGUGAGAUCAAGCAUGCUCUCUCCUUGCAACCUCCACAGCCGGAGCUUGAGCAAUCUCGAAUAGGCAGUGAAGAAUUCCAGUGGCCGCCUUGGUCACAUGAUGGCUCUCCAACGCUGAGACGGAUGGGGACGGAAGUGGCCCCUCUGAUUGGGCAGUCUGAGCUCCCAUGGUGGAAUGGAAGGAUUGAGUAAGGAUUGGAUAUUUGGUUCAAUGGGUUCUAUUAUCAAUGAGUAGAUGGAGUUGAGGCAAUGUACCGCUCUGGGGUGUUUGAAAGGAGCGAAAAAUCCGUCACGACAGGUUAUGUUAUUUUGAUAUUCGUCAUAUGCCACAGGGCAUACGCCUUGAAUUCUACUAAUUAAAC
Messenger RNA from Hyaloscypha bicolor E, 1052 nucleotides. RefSeq lists its product as uncharacterized. The coding region runs from base 1 to 882 and encodes 293 amino acids. Gene Ontology annotation, biological process: regulation of DNA-templated transcription. The record is from RefSeq and is a predicted model, not a curated record. Lineage: Eukaryota; Fungi; Ascomycota; Leotiomycetes; Helotiales; Hyaloscyphaceae. The transcript has 6 exons. Gene Ontology annotation, molecular function: DNA-binding transcription factor activity.